AUUGUCAGUUGGCUCUUGUAGAAAUGCAACCUUUCUUAGUGCUCGCCAGCGUCGCGGUAGCCACCGCCACUCACGGCUACGGUGGUCUCGGAGGUUACGGGGACCUUGGAGGAUACGGACACGGAUACCAUCACGCCCCCAAAGUCAACUAUGUUGUGAAUAAGGUACACAAGCCCUAUCCCGUCCCACACCCCGUUCCCGUACCCCAUGUGGUGCCCGUGCACAAAGCCGUGCCCGUCUACAAGAGUGUCCCGGUCCCGAAACCGGUGCCGGUCCCUCAUAUAGUGCAUCAGUACUACCCCGUGCACAAAGAGGUCCCUGUUCCCAAGGAGGUCCCUGUGCCAGUCCCGGUGGCCGUCAAGAAACCCUACCCGGUACACCACAUCGUGAAGGUGCCCAAGCCCUACAUCGUGCACGUACCCAAGCCCUACGUCGUCCACAAACCCUACCACGUUCCCGUGGAGGUCAAGAUUCCUCAGCCCUACACUGUUCCAAUCCACAAGCCCUAUCCCGUCCCGGUGAAGAAGGCCUACCCCGUUGAGGUUCCGGUCGUCAAAGAGAUUCCCUACGCCGUUAAGAAGCCCGUCGCUGUCCCAGUCCAUUCGCACGGCCACGGAGACUUCGGAUACUCUGGUGGAUUCGGUGGUUUCAGUGAUCUCGGAGGCGGUCUAGGAAGCUACGGCCACGAGCUCUACAAGAAGGCUAAGGCCUAAGCUCUCCUACACUCUCAUGAGGAAAAAUCUGUAGGGAGGAAUGAAGGAACCAUCCAACCGACCAACUCGUAGAGUUUGCAUGAGAUACGAUGGCGACAAGCGACCAUCAUGUACAAUAAUUAUGUAAUUAAUUAAUAUGGUGUAUAUGAAAAUACUUACAAUUGGGGGUUUGUUGACACAUGGAAGAUAUACCAGCUGGCUUUUGCGAUAAAUCAG
Galendromus occidentalis (western predatory mite) is the source of this 929-nucleotide messenger RNA. RefSeq names its product proline-rich protein 4. The record is from RefSeq and is a predicted model, not a curated record. NCBI's taxonomy places the organism in Eukaryota, Metazoa, Arthropoda, Arachnida, Mesostigmata, Phytoseiidae. The transcript has a single exon. Bases 24 to 713 code for a protein of 229 amino acids.